Molecule: messenger RNA, 1871 nt
Organism: Pelobates fuscus (common spadefoot toad)
Lineage: Eukaryota; Metazoa; Chordata; Amphibia; Anura; Pelobatidae
Gene: NAGS
Product: N-acetylglutamate synthase
Exons: 7
Coding region: 163-1647 (494 amino acids)
Biological process (GO): L-arginine biosynthetic process; glutamate metabolic process
Cellular component (GO): mitochondrial matrix
Molecular function (GO): L-glutamate N-acetyltransferase activity, acting on acetyl-CoA as donor
Source: RefSeq, a predicted model, not a curated record
AAAAAGAGAAAGUUAUACAGAGUAAGAGAAGUAGAGAGACGGGAUAGGAAGGAGAUACAAAUAUUGGAAUCAGAGACAAUUGAGGAGACAAGUCGUCAACAGGAGGACAGUGACAAGGAGACUAGAAAAGUAAAAAAACAAAACAAAGUGGUCACAUGCCUCAUGGCAAAAGUUCAGGGCAUUUCUUCACUUUUCCACCAUACCCCUCGUUUAAUCAGUGGGCUAGCAGCAGGAGGAAGCUCGGUACUGCACCAGCGGGUUAAAAUUCAAGAUCAUCCGACCUCAGAGGAGCCAAAGGAUGCACUCGACCAUUCAGAACCGUCGAAAGAGCCUGGUGGAACUAAACCAUUGGUUGAUCGUUCCUUGGUGCGAAGAGACAUCCGCGCCUUUUUAAAAGAGUGUGGUGGAACCCCAGCAGAGGCACGCUAUUGGCUAUCACAGUUCCACGAGAUGCACUCCACUUAUAAGAAGGCUUUUGCUGUGGUUGAGGUGGAUGAGAAUGUCUUUAGCUGCAAAAGGUCCCUUGUAAGCCUGGGGUUUGCACUUUCCUUUCUCCAGCGGAUGGACAUGAAGCCUCUUGUGGUGAUGGGUCUACCCAGUACGUACUGUGCCCGGCCGUCUGUCCAAGAAACCAAGUCCUUGCUUGUUCACAACUGCCAAACCCUGGUGGAUACCCUGAAUAAAACCUCCGGCACUGCUUUGCCUUUCUUUAAUGGGGGAUCUGUGCUACGCUCUCAUGAAGUGGAUGGCUGUUAUGGCUCUGUGUCAGGAGUGGAUACUGAACUGCUCACCUGGUGCCUCGACUCAGGGAAUAUUCCCAUCAUCUGCCCCAUUGGUGAGACUCCUUCAGGUCACUCGAUCCUUCUUGACUCUUUAGAAGUAACUGCCAACAUCUCCCGUGUCCUGCAGCCACUAAAGAUCAUCUUCCUUAACACUGUGGGUGGAUUGAACGACUUGAGUGAAAAGGUUAUGGGACUUGUGAAUUUACCAGCUGAUUUGGAACUGAUAAGGAAUGCAUCCUGGAUGAGUGAUUGGCAGAGGCAGCAGGUGACAGUAAUUGUGGACUUACUGAAUAGACUACCUGCAUCUUCCUCUGCGGUAAUCACCUCAGCAAGAUGUCUCCUCAGUGAACUCUUCAGCAACAAAGGGUCAGGAACGUUGUUUAAGAACGCAGAACGCAUGCUGAGGUUUGACUCCUUAGAGGAAAUCGAUACGGAGCGUUUAGUCUCAUUGGUUAACCGGUCUUUCCAGAAGAAGCUGAAAGAGGAUUAUAUCAAAAGUGUGGGAUCACGCCUGAAUUCGGUGUAUCUUUCAGAAGGGUACAACGCAGCUGCCAUUGUUACUACAGAACCAGUGCUCGGAGGCACGCCAUAUCUGGACAAGUUUGUUGUCAGCGCAGGAAAACAAGGCCAUGGUUCUGGGCAGAUGUUAUGGGAGUGCCUCAGACAGGACCUACAAACACUGUUUUGGAGAUCGCGAGCCACCAACCCAAUAAACUCAUGGUAUUUUAAGAACAGUGAUGGCAGCUUCUCCAACAAGCAGUGGAUUUUCUUUUGGUUAGGACUUGCAGACAUCAGAGAUUCUUAUGAACUGGUGAACCAUGCUAAAUGCCUACCUGAUUCCUUCUGCAAACCUGUUCAGUCAUGAGUGGGGACCCAAGGGAUAUUAAACAGGCUCUGGAUGGACCCGCAGCCCAUCCUAUCACAUGGCAGCAAUCAGUAACAUUUAACAUCUAGCGGCGGUCACAGAAGAAAUGCUCUUCUUAUUUGAAGAUUAACCAGUGGAAGCAAACGCAAAACCUUGCAUCACUGCUGGACAUCAUGCCUACAUACUUACAGGGUUACUAACAAAAGUGGAUUUGAAAUUUAUUG